AUGGUGACUUCACUGAGCAUGGUGUGGCUGACUACAUCACGAAACGGUCUGGAGUUAUCGUCUUUACUACGCAGCCGAGAUUGCUUCCUUCAUUCGAGCCCAGUCUCAUUAAGGCAGCAUUGGUGGCCAGAGUCGUCUCAUCCAGCAUCGAUAGAUCCUCGCCGGAGGGAAUACUAUGUGUCAUUCAGAGGUUCACAAGCGCCAACACGUGAUAUUGGCCGAAGGAGCGCGCAAAAGUGCCUGCCGACGGUGACUCCUCUGCAAUACGAGCCUAUGGGCCUGCAGUAA
Colletotrichum abscissum is the source of this 288-nucleotide messenger RNA. RefSeq lists its product as uncharacterized. The coding region runs from base 1 to 288 and encodes 95 amino acids. NCBI's taxonomy places the organism in Eukaryota, Fungi, Ascomycota, Sordariomycetes, Glomerellales, Glomerellaceae. The transcript has a single exon. The record is from RefSeq and is a predicted model, not a curated record.